Molecule: messenger RNA, 3995 nt
Organism: Ixodes scapularis (black-legged tick)
Lineage: Eukaryota; Metazoa; Arthropoda; Arachnida; Ixodida; Ixodidae
Product: Kv channel-interacting protein 4
Exons: 8
Coding region: 187-1047 (286 amino acids)
Biological process (GO): regulation of potassium ion transmembrane transport
Cellular component (GO): voltage-gated potassium channel complex
Molecular function (GO): potassium channel regulator activity; calcium ion binding
Source: RefSeq, a predicted model, not a curated record
GCCGGCUGCCCUCGACGUCGCUCCUCGGCUGGGCGUCCGUCUGUGCCGCCAUGGGGACUCGCGGCCACGCCGAGUGCGGUGUCCCGGUAGCAGCAGGGAAGCCCUGGGCGUCCCGACGCUGAGCUGCGACGCUGGCCCCGAGAGAUGGUGUUGCCGGCGUGGCCCGCUGUGUAGCCGGCGCUCGCCAUGUCGACAAGGAGCCAGGACCCGGCCGCGGUGCCCCUGGCCGGCUCGAGCGGAACCCAACAGCGCCGGUUCGCGGGUAGAUCCACCGAGCGCUCGGCCUCUCCUGACGGCGCCGGGAACAAAGGAUCGGAUAACGAAGAUGUCGACGAGGAGACAGAGGUCAAGUAUUUCAAGUACUGGGCAAACAAGAUCGGGCACGUGUUCAAGAAAGUACGACAGACGAAGAAGCGGAGGAAAAGCAGCUACGGAUCGCUGUUCUCCUCAUUAGAUAGUGAAAUAGAUGAACUAGAAGGACCCACAGUGCACUACAAGCCAGAAGCCAUCGAGACGUUGUGCCAGCUGACAAAGUUCAAUAAGCGGGAGCUUCAGCUCAUGUACAGAGGUUUUAAGCAGGAAUGCCCUUCAGGAAUGGUGAAAGAAGAGACAUUCAAGAUAAUCUAUUCACAGUUCUUCCCACGAGGUGCAGAUGCUAGUCAAUAUGCUCAUUUUGUCUUCAAUACUUUUGACCAAGACCAUACUGGGGCAAUAACAUUCACGGACUUUGUAAUUGGGCUGUCUGUGCUUUCUCGGGGUUCCCUCCAAGAGAAACUACGGUGGACGUUCAACCUCUAUGACAUCAACGGAGACGGGUACAUCACCAAAGAUGAGCUUGCUCGGAUUGUAAAGGCUGUCUACGACCUCAUGGGAAAGGCUGUGGAACCCAUGGUGGAAGAAAAUACGACGAGGGAACAUGUGGAAAGGGUGUUUCAGAAACUUGACCUGAAUAAGGAUGGUGUUGUCACUAUUGAUGAAUUUAUGGAUUCCUGUACAAAGGAUGAGAACAUUUCAAAGUCCAUGUCCGUCUUGGACACAAUUCUCUGAUGCUGCAACGGUGUAAAAGUGCUGGCAGUCCUUCCUUGCACUGCGGUGUGUGCGCACGAGUGCGGACGCUGUGGCCCGGAACGGACGUCCUGGGGGAGUCCGAAGCUGCGUUCACAUGGAGCCCAAAAGCGGCAACAAGGGACUUGCACCCCUCCAAGUGCCAAGUAAUCACAACGAGUCCUUGUAGUGCGUUGCCAGGGUUGUGGAAACGUGCCGCGAUUGCGCGGAUAAGGCCAGUCGAAGCCGUCGCCAAGCGUCCGAAGCGUGUGGGAUCGCAUGCAUCGGGGGUCAUGCUUUUGGUCGGGGCGAAGCUGCUGUUAAUCUGAAAACUCUCAAAUCGAAGCGAAAUGUUGGAAUUUUCAAGCUCCUCUGAUCGAAACUGCCCCUGGAAAAGAUGGAAGGGUCAAAUGCUACACUGUGGGGCGUUAUGUUACGUCUCUUUUCAUAUUUUUUUAUUAUUGAUUUGAAAGAGUGUCUUGUGCAUUGAAAGCCUGUGCAGUUUGUCAAACUGAUUUGGUAUGGACGUUCCAAUGAUACAACACCAAAGUGGAUGCCAUUUCAGGUCAUAGAGCUCAUAGAAACCAUUCAAAAUGUUGGUGGUUGGUGUUUCCAGUAGUUACUAUGUAGCAAAGGUACCGUCACUCAAGUAGGGUUCAAGUCAAUUUGUUGUGGCUGAGGUGCCGCAACUCGGUUCGGGAGAAUGGCAAGUCCUUGUACCUGACUCAUUGCACAUUCUUCAACUAGAAGAAUCCUGCUGCUAGUGCUGCUGCUGCUUCGCUUGGCUGGUGGGUAUUCAAUCACUUGAGGGAAAGGACGAGAGCAGUGCAGGAAAGAGCCCUGAAAUUCCAGUUGCAUUGAAGGGGAGCAUCAACCACAGUUAAACCUUAAACUAGUAGUGAGAUAUUUGCCGGUGGCCAAAAUUAUGAAAAGGUACUCGGCCUCAAUUUACAUGGAGCUCUUGCUGUUUCUUUUAGAUGGUUUUGUCCUGGAUCCUGAAAGGCUUAUUUAGUGAAUACAUUCCAGCACAACUUUGUUGAUGAGUUUAAAAACAGAAAAGAAAGCGCAACAUUCUUUUACUGCCAUUUUGCAGCAGUGCUGAGAUGCGUACUCAAAGGUGGAUCUGUAUUCCUUCUUAGGCCCUAAUUUCUCUUCGUUAUUGGGUUGACUGUGUAUGACAAUACUGCUUUUCUGUGGAAACAUGCAUUCUUGGUUUAUGAAUUUUGGGGGGUCAAGAAAGAAUGGCAUUUGGGGAGGGGAAAUGCUUCCUAUUUGUGAGAAAAGUUUUUAGAUUUGACCGAUGUGGAGUAACGGCAACAUGUCGACUUGUGCUGACUUUCAGUCAGCCUCGCAGUUGAGAGAAACAAGCUUUACUCCGGUGACUUUGGAGAUGAGGUGGAGUGGCAUUCCCCAGCACUGUGUGCUGGUGCACGCUUCUCUCCUGUCGCCCCUGACCGAUUGGCAGUAACGUCAUGCAGCCCCGCUUCAAACCCUUUUAUUGCAGAGGGGUAGCCUGAAUUGACUCAAAGCUGGAUUUGAAUGCCAUUUGGUCCGAGCAAGCCCACCGGUGGCAGAUGUCUAAGUCGUAUGAGCAACUGCUGUGCAGGCUGCUGAGCAGUGCACAGCAUUUCACAUAUCUCACUACAUUCAUACAAAGUUCAAUAGAUUGGUGCAUAUAAAGGCGUCGAUAACAAGGUCUCCACGACCACCUGAGCGUCGCAACUCAUCCCUUUUCAGGAUCCUCAGUGUCUGGUUUGCUAAGAGCCUGCUGACUAAAGCCUGGUCUGUGCAAUGCGCGACUUAGGCAACUCUUCCAUGCAACUGUAUCGCAUGUCUACCAUGGUUUGUUUUUUUGCUCUCGAAGAACAACUGAGGACAUGCUGUAGCUACUUUUUUUUUACGAGAGGGAUUUCUUUUGUAGGCAUUUUCUUUGCAACUUACUUGCCUGGCUCAGUGUUGUUAAUUGGCAAGCAAUCUAGUGUGAUGCACUUUACUUAUGUGUGCACUUUGCUAAGCCAAGGGAACAUCUGCAAUCAUUUCUGAGGAUGAUUACAGUGGGCCAGGCAGUUAGUUCCAGUGACAAGUUGCCACUGUCCGCCAAAUAGACGCAAAAAGGAAGACUUGACGAGUUGCUUGCGGACACGACGCAGUGAGACGUUCAGUUGACUGGAGAUGUGGGUGGGAGUCUUUGUGUUACGUGUAGCUAGGUUAACAAAUAUUUCCCUAUUCAGCCCUGUGAAAAGCUGGUCAUCUGCAAGUAUAAAUUUGAGCUGCUCUGAAAGUCUCAGAGCUGAGGGAAGGAGUCUCAUGCCAUGGAGUAUGUUUUCAUAGUGCAGCUGUUACGGUAUGAAUGUCAUUGCCCAUGUUUCGUCGGCAAUCAGGAGUGUACACUCCACUCUUUCAUUAGCCAAUUUUUACUUAAAAAGAGAUAGAUGCAUAUAAAUUCCCCCUAUUUCUCUCUUUCCAUAAUUAUUCUACCCUUCUUUCAAAUUCUAGAAAUAUAAGCAUCAUUUUAGGCUUAGGAAAAGUCUCGUAGGUUUCCUUUUUUAUACGCUUUGGACUUAGCGAAUUUUCGCGUGGGUGUCACACCUGGUGGACUUCCAGCAGUCAUAGCUUUCUUCCGUGUACAGAUUUCAAUAUGACCUGAGGAAAUCCAUAAGUGUGGGCUUUGUACGUUGACUUCGAAUCCGACUUCUAGAAUUAUUUUUUCAGAUUUAUGUCUGAGCAUGGGCAUGUGUUGUGAAAACAACUGGAAUAUGCCAUGUGUCACUCAUUCUGCAGCGUGUUCUUACAUCUGGUGGACGACUUCGGUUUUACUAAUCGAAAUUAUAUAAAAAGACUGUUCUCUCUUCCAAUGGAAACCGGGUGAACUGAAGCAGAGUUUUUCUUCAAACCUUUUGUAUUGGAUACUUUUCUGCUGUAAUAAAUCAAUUGUAUAUAUGAGACAGCCA